Messenger RNA from Aaosphaeria arxii CBS 175.79, 412 nucleotides. RefSeq lists its product as uncharacterized. Gene Ontology annotation, cellular component: extracellular region. The record is from RefSeq and is a predicted model, not a curated record. The transcript has 2 exons. Lineage: Eukaryota; Fungi; Ascomycota; Dothideomycetes; Pleosporales. Bases 92 to 412 code for a protein of 106 amino acids.
AACACUAUCUACUACUCUUCAUCACUUCAGACUUCCUCUCUCAACCCAAACUUUCCACUCCCAAACAAAUAACCAAUACCCAACCAUCAAAAUGCAGUUCGCCGCCAUCCUCGCUUUCGCCGCUACCGCUCUUGCCAUGCCCCAUGGCGCAUCAGUCCUCGAUGAGCGCCAGCUCGUCCCUCUCUGCAGCUCCGGCACUGCCCAAUGCUGCGCUACCGAUGUCUUGAACCUCGCUGACCUCGAUUGCCACGUCCCCGCCGUCACCCCCACCUCCAUCAACAACUUCAUCGACACCUGCUCCGCCGAGGGCCAGCAAGCCAAGUGCUGCCUGCUCCCCAUCCUCGGCCAGGCCCUCAUCUGCUCCGACGUCAACCGCCAGCCUGAGGCCGUUGCUCCCUCUGCUGCCGCUUAA